AUGACCAACGAUCCUCUGUCUAACAUUCUCCCGGCACUUGCUAUCAACUCGGCUUUCGUUAACUCAACAGAGACGAGGAAUGAAUCCUCACCUCCAUGGAGGGCAGACGCCAGCUGCCCUGUAGAGAAUAUCACACGCGAUGUUAAUGUGUUACCGUACCCUUGCUGCGGUUCGCAUGGGCACAAUACGCCGAACGGCAUUCCAAGAUCCGAUACAGCCGCGUACGAAUGUGCCAGGAUUGCUCAGAAGUACGACGAAGGAGCCUGCAAAGACUGGAAAGAAGAAAUCGACACUCUAUUAGUAUUCGCCGGUCUAUUCUCUGCAGUUGCUACUGCAUUUCUAAUCGAUUCCUACAAGUGGCUACUAAACAAUACUGCCAGCACGAACUCGGAUACAACGUCCUUACCCACUCAGGUCGAGAAAAGAAUUAAUGUUUAUUGGUUCUUAAGUCUCGUCCUUGCGCUUUCCUCAGCAUCUACCGGCAUGUUAUGCAAACAAUGGCUUCGGGAGUACAUUAGAGAUGCAGGUCGUAGCUCAAAGGAUGCACUCUGUGUACGACAAAUGCGACUGGAAGGAUUAUCGGCGUGGAAAGUGGAUGGAAUCAUCUCGACUAUUCCCCUUCUUCUCCAGGUCGCUCUUGUACUAUUCUUCAUCGGUAUGCUGGAGCUUCUAUGGCCUCUGGAGAAGACCGUGGCGAUUCCGUUCACUGUUAUCACUGCAGUCAUGAUUGCCUUCAUCCUCUUCACCACUCUGGCUCCCUCCACACAAUACUGCUCAGUGGUUUUACGCCGCUCUCUUGCUCCUUUACCCCCGCAAUGUCCAUAUAAAUCCCCACAGGCUUGGUUCCUCGUCAGCAUAUUCAACCGAAUUUUCUGCUGGUUGACCUCUGUUCGACGGAAAAUAUUUCAUCGUCACAGUACAUUUUCACGCGUUGACCUGCUUGGACCAAAACUGGCCAAGCACUGUUCUUCGUGGUCGAAAUACGACCUAUAUUGGGUGAAAGACAAUGCUGAUACAGAUGCAUCAGUCAUAGCCGGGCCGACAGUUGAACAUUAUCUUGGCCGUAGCAUUUCUUGGUUAAUGCGUCAUUUCGAUUCCCCAAAUUUGCAGACCUCGUUAUAUCAUCUCUUUUGGAACUCGAUCCAAAAUUAUGAUCAGCGCACCCACGUCUUUCUUGCGUUAGCAAAGAAUCAUAUUCCAGAGCUUUUUCGUGGGAGAAAUAUUCGCACCAAGAGUAGUAACCUUGAACUAAUCGCUUCCCUAGCCGAGGAAAAGAGCGAUGAGGUGCUUUUCGAGGCUAUGGAAGAGCUCGAAGAUCGGUUUCGCGUAUCCACACUAGCCGACCAAGUUCUCCUUCGAGCUUAUCGCGAAUGGUCUGCAUGCUCAUGGGACACCCACUACAAAUCUCGAUGCAAUGCAGAUUUCUCGGCGGUAGCCUUGCUUUAUCUAUCGGGACAGGUUGGUCUCAGUGGCUUGCAGCACUGUCUACGGCUCAUCAAGUCGCAUCUUACACACCCUGAUGUCAACAAUUACAAUUUCGUUAUACCGCCUGGCGUCCAUGCCCCAUUCAACGCUCAUAUCAUUGCAGUGACAUCAGAUGUAGAGUGUUUACAUGCACCUGAAACGGGACUCGAAGGAGACCUAUGUGAUUGCGCCAAGUUACUUCUCAACAAGGAUUAUCUCCCUGUUACCCCAGAGGCGUUCGCUAUUAAAGGAAAGCUUCGAGAGCUACAAAGGAAUAGAACGGAUGGCACCUCAUCUGAGGCACCUGAUAAUCAACGAAACCCGAUAAAACCACUGCUGGUUGAAGCCCUUUGGAUGGCCAAAUGGGCAACAACGCAUAUCCCCGGGUUGUCCCCAGAUACCUUGCCAUAUCUUCCUCAGAUCCUGCAUUUUCUAUUAAAGAGGGCCUCUACCCUCCAAACUCGCAGCCAAUAUGUUUGUACGCUCAUGACGGAUAUGGACAGAUACUUGAAGGAACUUCACUCCUCGAAGAUGCCUGUUAUGGUGCGACGAGACCAUAUUCGGGCAUUUAUAAACCUCGCAAUCCAAGAGUUCCAUGAACAUCUGAUCACUGAAUCCGCUAAUGCUCACCAUCUCGAUUUACAUUCAUAUCCAGAGAUCCUGGCUUUCAUACAGCAUCUACGCAAUUUAGCUGCAUUGUUGAACGUGCCCGAGGAACGUGCCCAAUGGCGGAAUAUUCUAAAACAAUGCGGCUUAGAGGAUUCACCUUCUGAUUCCGUUCUCUUGGAAGAAGUCGCGUCAAUUCCAUUGCCUCCCGAGGAUCUUGAGACUAACGUAGAUCCAUCGGCACUUGCUGCACAGCUUUGUAUUCACGGCGUAAACAUCCCACACCUACUUGGCGAAUUUCAACUGAACACAGCUGUUGAAAAUAUGGCCUCUGAGGACUCACAGCCCGGUUCUCGACGAGGAUUGAAUCGAAGCUUCCGUCACGUUCUCCGUCGUAGAAAUAGAGAGAACGAUGUCGAAAAUGGUACUGGGGUAGACUCCAUUGGCCUCGAGGCCAUUCCUAAUGCGACGGUGGCUCCAGUUGAUCAAAGCGGGUAG
Messenger RNA from Desarmillaria tabescens, 2568 nucleotides. RefSeq lists its product as uncharacterized. The transcript is spliced from 5 exons. NCBI's taxonomy places the organism in Eukaryota, Fungi, Basidiomycota, Agaricomycetes, Agaricales, Physalacriaceae. The coding region runs from base 1 to 2568 and encodes 855 amino acids. The record is from RefSeq and is a predicted model, not a curated record.